This is a messenger RNA of Lathyrus sativus (Indian pea), 1614 nucleotides long. NCBI's taxonomy places the organism in Eukaryota, Viridiplantae, Streptophyta, Magnoliopsida, Fabales, Fabaceae. The record is from the annotation of a GenBank genome assembly.
AUGGCCAUGAAGAUGAGCACGAUGGUUGCACUUAAUUUCACAUCUGAUGUGGAAAAAAAUAUGGUUCAUGGUCAUGCACAGGUUGUUUCUAUAACACUCUUUGUCGCUGUUCUUUGCCUAUGUUUACUCAUUGGUCACUUGCUUGAAGAAAGUCGAUGGGUUAAUGAAUCGAUCGUCGCCAUUUUUGUUGGAUGCAUUGCUGGACUGGUUAUAUUGUUAAUAACUAAGGGAAAAAGUUCUCGAAUCCUUACAUUUAAUGAAGAAGUAUUCUUCAUAUAUCUCCUUCCUCCUAUAAUAUUCAAUGCAGGAUUUCAGGUGAAGAAGAAACAGUUCUUCCAUAACUUUUUGACCAUCAUGCUGUUUGGAGUGGUCGGUGUUUUCAUUUCAACAUCUAUUAUUACCGGUGGCAGCUGGUGGCUGUUUCCCAAGUUGGGUUUCUCUUACCCGACGGCGCGAGAUUAUCUUGCUUUAGGAGUAAUUUUCUCCUCAACCGACACAGUAUGUACGCUACAGGUUCUUAAUCAAGAAGCUACUCCUUUACUAUACAGCUUAGUCUUUGGGGAAGGAGUGGUAAAUGAUGCAACAUCAGUUGUACUCUUCAAUGCAGUCCAACAGCUUGAUGUUUCAAGACUUAACGGAAAGGCACUCCGUGUUAUUGGUGAUUUCUUGUAUUUAUUCGCAGCAAGCACUGCGCUUGGAGUCAUAGCUGGACUUGUCACUGCAUAUAUCUUGAAAGCGUUAAGCUUUGGAAAACAUUCAAGUGUUCGUGAAAUUUCAAUGAUGAUGUUAAUGGCAUAUCUAUCCUACAUGUUGGCAGAGCUACUUGAACUAAGUGGAAUCCUCACUGUUUUCUUUUGUGGAAUAUCAAUGUCACACUAUGCAUGGCAUAAUGUGACUGAAAUUUCAAGAACCACAACCAGGCAUGUGUUUGCAACCAUGUCGUUUAUUGCAGAAACUUUCAUAUUUCUUUAUGUGGGUAUGGAUGCCCUUGACAUGGAAAAGUGGAGGAUGACCCAUUUAAGAUUUGGAAAUUCGUUGGGAAUUUACAGUUGCUUAAUCUUCUUAAUAUUGCUCGGGAGGGCUGCAUUUAUUUUCCCCCUCUCCACACUUGUCAAUUAUAUGAAUAGGCGCGUCGAAGAAACACCGAGUAUCACAUUACAACACCAGAUAAUCAUUUGGUGGGCUGGACUAAUGCGGGGAGCAGUCUCCAUCGCUUUGGCUUUCAAACAGUUCACGUUCUCUGGGGUUACUUCAGACCCGGUUAAAGCGACAAUUAUUACCAACACCAUUAUUGUUGUCCUUUUCACCACACUGGUGUUUGGUUGUCUCACAAAACCACUUGUUAGAUAUCUUCUUCCCCACCAUGUAAGCAGGAUAGACACCAGACAUGAAGAAUCAUCGGGGUCGCGGUCACCAGUUGGGGAGUUGGAUCUACCUUUGCUAUCCUUUCAUGAGUCAACAGAAACCAACAUUAGCCGAGCAAAGGAAAGCCUAUCUAUGUUAAUAGAAAGUCCAGUGUACACCAUACAUUACUAUUGGAGGAAGUUCGAUGAUGCCUACAUGAGACCUAUAUUUGGAGGACCUUGCUCUAACCCUAACCCUUCAGAGUGCUAG